CCUUCCUUGCCCUAUUCCCCUUCUGUGCACUUUCGUAGUGCCCUCUGUUUAUGUCCAUUACAGCAAGGUUCAUCCUCUAUCCUAAUUGUCUGGAUUCCUUGUUCAACUGUGCAUUCUUAAGAAGGCAAGCUGCUGAGAAAAGUGAUAGAAAUACUGGGAUAAAUCUGCUCUUCUGUGCCAAGGAGGGGACAAUGUCACAAGUCAAAACCUCUUAUUCCUAUGAUGCACCCACGAACUUCAUCAAUUUCACAUCUUUGAAUGAUGAGGAAGAUACUCAAAACAUAGAUUCCUGGUUUGGUCUCCCAUCCUCCUUAAGAGAAAUUCCAGGGUGAGGGACAAAAAUGAGUCCAUUGCAGCCCAACUUAUUACUUAAAAUGCAGUGUCCAAAUGUGAUGGCCAAUGCUACUCUCUUGGAAAAGAACUUUAAUGAUGAGAAGGCCAAUUUAGAGAAUAACUUCCCUGGGAAGAAUGGGACAGGAGGGCUUUUUCAGGGGAGAACUCCUCUGAGAAAGGCUAAUCUUCAGAAAGCUACUGUCACACCUCUGAAACCAGUUGACAAGACUUACUACAAGGAGGCAGAAAAAGAAAACCUGUUGGAACAAUCCACCCCAUCAAAUGCUUGUUCUUCCCUGGAAGUUGAGGUUGCCACAUCAGGAAAUACUCUAGGUCAGCCUCAGAGAAGAUCUAUUAGGCUCUCUGCGCAGAAGGAUUUGGAACAAAAACAAAAACACCAUGCAAAAAUGAAAGCCAAGAGAUGUGCUACUCCUGCUAUCAUCAGUGAAAUUCCAGCCUCCAAAAAAAUGAAACUUUCUAACAACAAAAAGAAGCCAGAGGAAGAAGACAGUGCUCAUCAAGAUAGUGCCCAAAAGAAAGAACCUUCCUCAGAGAAAGCCAAGAGCAGACAUACUAUGCCUUGUACACUACCUAUAAGGCAAAAGGUUCUGAAAAGUACUGAGGAGCAGGAGUUGGAGAAGAGAAUGAAAAUGCAGCAGGAGGUGGUGGAGAUGCGGAAAAAGAAUGAAGAAUUCAAGAAACUUGCUCUUGCAGGUGCAGGGCAACCUGUGAAAAAAUCAGUCAGUCAGGUAACCAAAGUAGUUGACUUCCACUUCUGCACAGAUGAGCGAAUCAAACAACAUCCUAAGAACCAGGAGCAGUAUAAGGAAGUGGACUUUACAUCUGAACUGCGAAAGCAUCCUCCGUCUCCUGCCCGAGUGACUAAGGGAUGCACCAUUAUUAAGCCCUUCAACCUGUCCCAAGGAAAGAAAAGAACAUUUGAUGAAGCAGCUUCUUCGUAUGUGUCCCUUGCACAGCAAGUCGAAGCCUUCCAUAAACGAACCCCUAACAGAUAUCACUUGAGGAGCAAGAAGGAUGAUAUUAGCCUCUUACCCUCCAAAGCUGUGGCCAAGAUCUGCAGAGACCCACAGACUCCUAAACUGCAAACCAAACACCGUGCAAGACCUGUGACCUGCAAAAGUGCAGCUGAUCAGGAAGCUGAGGAACUUGAGAAACUACAACAAUAUAAAUUCAAAGCACGUGAAAUUGAUCCUAGAAUUCUUGAAGGUGGGCCCAUAUUGCCUAAGAAACCAGCUGUGAAGCCACCUACUCAGCCUGUUGGCUUUGAUUUAGAAAUUGAGAAAAGGAUCCAGGAACGAGAGUCAAGGAAGAAAUCAGAGGAUGAACACUUUGAAUUCCAUUCCAGACCCUGCCCUACUAAGAUCCUGGAAGAUGUUGUGGGUGUUCCUGAAAAGAAGGUACUUCCAAUCACCGUCCCCAAGUCACCAGCCUUUGCUUUGAAGAAUAGAAUCCGUGUGCUCACCAAAGAAGAUGAGGAAGAAGAGGAGCCAGUGGUAAUACGAGCUCAACCUGUGCCACAUUAUGGGGUGCCUUUUAAGCCCCAAAUCCCAGAGGCAAGAACUGUGGAAAUAUGCCCUUUCUCCUUUGAUUCCCGGGACAAAGAACGUCAGCUGCAGAAGGAGAAGAAAAUCAAAGAACUGCAGAAAGGGGAAGUUCCCAAGUUCAAGGCUCUUCCCUUGCCUCAUUUUGACACCAUUAACUUGCCAGAGAAGGUGGUGAAGAAUGUAACCCAGAUUGAGCCGUUUAGUUUGGAAACUGACAAAAGAGGUGCUAUGAAGGCACAGACUUGGAAGUACCAGCUGGAAGAGGAACUGAAGCAGCAGAAAGAAGCAGCUUGCUUCAAGGCUCGUCCAAACACUGUCAUCUGCCAGGAACCCUUUGUUCCUAAGAAAGAGAAAAAAACAGUUGCUGAGGGCCUUUCUGGUUCUCUAGUUCAGGAACCUUUUCAGCUGGCCACUGAGAAAAGAGCCAAGGAGCGGCAGGAGCUGGAGAAAAGAAUGGCUGAGGUAGAAGCCCAGAAAGUUCAGCAGUUGGAGGAGGCCAGGCAACAGGAAGAAGAGCAGAAGAAGGAAGAGCUGGCCAGGCUACGGAAGGAACUGGUGCAUAAGGCAAAUCCAAUACGCAAGUACCAGGGUGUGGAGGUAAAGUCAAGUGACCAGCCUUUGACUGUGCCUGUAUCUCCCAAGUUCUCCACUCGAUUCCACUGAUAAACUCAGCUGGGAGCUGCAGGCACCACCUGGGAAGAGGAGCUGCUCUUUAUGUCAAACCAGGAGCCUUCAUUUUUUUUUGCUGGGGCACCAAAAGAACCCAUUUCUCAGACUCUUUUGCCUACUCAUGCCUGACAGAGCGUACUUGACAACUGUGGACCCAGUUUUGUUGAGAAUGAUUUUCUUACAUUACUGAAGCUAAUAAUGAGACUCAACUCAUGUUGGUCUAUACCAGACUCCAUGUAGUGAUUUUCUUUAAACUGUCAGUUGGACUUUAAUGUAGGUCUUAACUCUCUGACUAGAAUUUAAAGUCUCUGUAUCAAUACAGUGUAAACGCAAUUGCCUCCUCUCCUGUCCCCCCCUUUUUUGUUCUAUUUUAAUCAGAAAAUAAAGUUAGUUAAAUAUUGA
Molecule: messenger RNA, 2969 nt
Organism: Choloepus didactylus (southern two-toed sloth)
Lineage: Eukaryota; Metazoa; Chordata; Mammalia; Pilosa; Megalonychidae
Gene: TPX2
Product: TPX2 microtubule nucleation factor
Exons: 18
Coding region: 342-2561 (739 amino acids)
Biological process (GO): regulation of mitotic spindle organization; activation of protein kinase activity
Cellular component (GO): spindle; microtubule
Source: RefSeq, a predicted model, not a curated record